Messenger RNA from Suhomyces tanzawaensis NRRL Y-17324, 1956 nucleotides. RefSeq lists its product as uncharacterized. The transcript has a single exon. The record is from RefSeq and is a predicted model, not a curated record. Bases 1 to 1956 code for a protein of 651 amino acids. Gene Ontology annotation, molecular function: nucleic acid binding; exonuclease activity. Gene Ontology annotation, cellular component: nucleus. NCBI's taxonomy places the organism in Eukaryota, Fungi, Ascomycota, Pichiomycetes, Serinales, Debaryomycetaceae.
AUGGAAGUAGGGCCCGAAGACCCUUUGGCUCGAAGUACAGCAAGAUUAUCAAUUUCUGCCAUCGAUGUUGAAAAUGAAAACCCCAGACUCCAGGUGGCUGAGUUUCUCCGGGCUGAAAAUAAGUCAAGAAGAGAUUCCGCUAUUUCCUUGAAUUCAUUUGAAGAAGAUGAGCCAAAAAUGGGACCACCACCUAAAGGAGAUAAAAGAAGAAGGUCAUCUGCGCAAUCAUUCUCACUCCCUUCAAAUUCCAAAAUCGCUAAUACAGGGAAGAGCCCUAAGAAAGUCCACAAAAAGAAAUUGAAGAAAGCUACACUGGCACCUGAGUUGGAGUUCACUUCGGGUGCAACUUGGAAAAGGCUUCCUUUUAAACAGCUCCGUGAGCUUGUCUUAGGAGUUUUCACAAAGUCUAACAAUGUGCAAAAAAGGGAACGUUGGUAUGACAUUUCCAAUUCUGGAAACGUUACUUCAUUAGUUUUCUGUUUAGUACCAGGCUUACCUAGUCCCUCAAGUUCAGAAAAAGACGAGGAAGGCAAAUUUUAUGUUCCUAUAAAUGCGGCCAAUUUAGCGCCAGAGUUCGACUUCAUUCAAAACUUUGAUCAAAUGAUAAAAACACAAAGUCCUGGAUCUAAAGAUCUGACUUACCCACCACUUCAAACAAUUACGAACAUUCAAUUAACUAAAAAUGAGAAGAAAGAAAUUUUAGAAAGCCUGAAGGCAUCAAAAAUUACAAUCAAUGAUUUAUUAUUGAGUCCCGGUCAAUUGGCUCAGAAUAGAUAUCCAAUCGACAUAUCCAACCUCGAAGGAUGGGUAGAGACAAAAGAUUUCGAGCAUGAAGGCUCGCAUACUUUUGCAUUGGAUUGUGAAUUCUGUCAGGCUGCAAGUGGUAAAGUGUUAACAAGGAUCUCAUUAAUCAACUUCCAAGGUGAAGUACUUCUAGAUCAGUUUGUAAAACCAGAGGAAGAGAUAACAGAUUACUUGACCAAAUACUCAGGAAUUACAGAAGAGAAAUUGAAAGAUGUUACAACCACUUUAAAAGACGUUCAGAAAAUGGUUCUUGAAAUAGUAGCCAAGGGAGAUAUCCUCAUAGGUCACUCAUUGGAGUCAGAUCUUAAUGUCAUGAGAAUCAAACAUGAGAAAAUUUGUGAUACGUCAUUAGUAUACCAACAUAGCAAAGGUCCUCCGCUGAAACCAUCGCUUAGAUGGUUGUCCCAAAAGUAUCUUGCUAGAACUAUUCAGGCAGGAGAAGCAACUGGUAAUGGUCACUCAUCUGUAGAGGAUGCUCAAGCAUGCUUAGAUUUGGUGAAAUUAAAGAUCAUUGAAGGGUGGUGCUUCGGUUUGAAUGUGGGUGAGAUUUCAAUUUUUCAUAGACUUGCUAAGGAAGCCGAUAUUUACAAUAACGGAGAUGAUUUUAAGUCUUUAUGGAUUGAUUACAGCAACUAUAAAGAUCAAGAAUCGUAUAUCGAGCCCGCUGAGUACAACGUCAUUAAAUUGUACGCUAAUAACGAUGAUGAAGUGGUCAAAAACUACAAGGAGGCCCACGACAAGAAGAACUUCACGGUAUUGAGUUUAAAAGAAUUGGAGUACAACAAGGGGUUGUGUUCUGUACCUAGUCACUUCAAUGGGAAGAUAAUUCAAGACCCUACAGAGGAGCAGUUAUCAUCAUUGUACAAGGAAACUAAUCGCAGAUUGAAUGAGAUCUACCAGGAGUUACCAGAGAAUUCAAUUAUGAUUAUCAACUCUACUGUUGGUGAUCCAAGAGAGAUGUACCGUUUGCAAGAAGUUAAGAGAGUGUUCCAAAAAAAGGAAAGAGAAGGUGAGGAUUUGAAGGCAUUGCCCAAGGAAGAUGUGUGGGAUAUUGACAAGCAACAGGCGUUGCUUGAGGCUACUGAAAAGGCGAAGAAGGCUAUAUCCUUCAUUGGGAUUAAGAAAUUAAGUAAAACUAAUCCCGUUGUAUAA